Molecule: messenger RNA, 657 nt
Organism: Neurospora hispaniola
Lineage: Eukaryota; Fungi; Ascomycota; Sordariomycetes; Sordariales; Sordariaceae
Exons: 1
Source: RefSeq, a predicted model, not a curated record
CAACCGGUCGCAGGGUGCUGUGCAGGGUAGAGGUAACGUGGUAAUCCCGGGACGGCGAGCAACGGAUGGCAAAACACCUCUGACGGGAGUCUCAUCUCAAUUUCCAUACAAUGAUCCCAUCGACAAUCACCACGGUCCUGCUUCUGUUUGGGUCGCCGAUGUGGUUCCCUGUCGUUUCAUGUUCGCCCCACGGCAAACUACGGUCUAGCGAAAUUCGACAAUCGUCAUUUCAUGACCGGACCCGUCGGUAUGCCAUUGCAGGAUUACACCAGGAUGUGAUAGUGCCGUCGUCCAGCCUAGACCCAUGCCGGUCCAUCACGGUCCAUCGCAGGCCCAGGGAAUGGAAGCCAGGGCCCCAUUCCCGGACCAACAGACCCCUCGUUGCAGGCUCCAAGACCGAGCUUAAUUAACCUUUGCAUGCGCUGCCCUGCCGCCCUCUCGUUCGCUACUUACCAUUUCCUACCAACCACAAUUCCUUUCUAUCUUUAACCGGUCCUACCAAACCAUCCUCUUCCACCCUUUGUCACUCUUUUUGUGUAUUUGUGUGUUUGAUUCGUUUCCUUCUCUCCACGGUAGCAGCGGCAACGGCAUCAACAGCAGCAGCAGCAGCAGCAGCAUCACUUCAGUUUUGGAAGAGAAGUGGAAAAAGAAAAAAAG